Molecule: messenger RNA, 1035 nt
Organism: Acomys russatus (golden spiny mouse)
Lineage: Eukaryota; Metazoa; Chordata; Mammalia; Rodentia; Muridae
Gene: Rab33b
Product: RAB33B, member RAS oncogene family
Exons: 2
Coding region: 163-852 (229 amino acids)
Biological process (GO): Rab protein signal transduction
Cellular component (GO): Golgi apparatus; endosome
Molecular function (GO): GTPase activity; GTP binding
Source: RefSeq, a predicted model, not a curated record
CCUGGGUGGGCAGGGGCUCGCCGGGCUCGCGCACGCGCGCUGCGGGGCCUGCGGGCUGUGGGGACCGGGGCGUUGUGUGUCACUGCUAGGGAGCGCUGCCGCUGGGGUGGUGCCACUCCCGCGGCUUCUCUGCUCCGGCUCAGCUCCGGGCGGGUCGGGAGGAUGGCUUCGGAGAUGGAGUCGUCGCUGGAGGUCAGCUUUUCGUCCAGCUGUGCGGUGUCAGGGGCGUCCGGGUGUCUGCCUCCCGCCCGCUCCCGCAUUUUUAAGAUCAUAGUGAUCGGCGACUCGAACGUGGGCAAGACGUGCCUGACUUACCGCUUCUGCGCCGGCCGCUUCCCCGACCGCACCGAGGCCACGAUCGGCGUGGAUUUCCGAGAGCGAGCGGUGGAGAUUGAUGGCGAGCGCAUCAAGAUCCAGUUGUGGGACACUGCGGGCCAAGAGCGGUUCAGGAAGAGCAUGGUCCAGCACUACUACAGGAACGUGCACGCUGUUGUCUUCGUAUAUGACAUGACCAACAUGGCCAGCUUCCACAGCCUGCCUUCUUGGAUAGAGGAGUGCAAGCAGCAUUUGCUGGCAAACGACACACCUCGCAUUCUGGUCGGAAAUAAAUGUGACUUGAGAAGUGCCAUUCAGGUGCCCACAGACUUGGCCCAGAAGUUUGCCGAUACACACAGCAUGCCUUUGUUUGAGACCUCUGCUAAAAACCCCAAUGAUAACGACCAUGUAGAAGCUAUAUUCAUGACGCUGGCUCAUAAACUCAAGAGCCACAAGCCACUGAUGCUUAGCCAGCUGCCAGAUAACAGAAUUAGCCUGAAACCUGAAACAAAACCUGCGGUGACAUGCUGGUGCUAAGUCAUAGGCGUGGCCGCUGUGGGCCUGACUUGUCUAAAGAGACUUCUGAAGGGUGACGGUGAUUAUGUUCAUAAGAGCAAAUCUUAAAUAUAACGGAUCACCCCGCUGUUACUGUUGUUAGUCCACCUUUUGUACUUUGUAUCCUCUUAAUCAAGUUUGUCACUGAGAUAACUCAUGGAAAAG